AUGGUGAUUGACAAAGUGCGAAAAAGUGUAGGAAAAUGCUCUUGCUGCAAUCAGCUGUUAGCGCGUUGCGAUGCGUCGGUCGUGACACGUGAAGAAACGAGUGUUUCAUGUGAGAAAUUUCGCUGGGUCUUUUCGUAUAUUCUGAAUAGACACGCCUGCGAGAAACGUUUUUUUCGAGACGUCGCACAGAGAGAAACCGGCAACAAAAGACGGAGAAAGAUGGAGGCGAACCCUUCCACGAGUGUGAACGCGUCUCAAGCGAGCACCGAGCGAAAUCCGCCGCGCAGCGAGAGAAAGAGCACACGAGGCUCCCGACAGAAGGCCGUGGACAGCCUGUCGAAGAAAUUCCUGCGGAACUUCGAUCCCGAACACAGCGAGAGGGAGAAGCGCAAGCUGUAUCGUCGAUUGUAUCAAGGUCAUAGAAAGCACCUGUACGAUGAAAAAGGUAUUUACAUGCAGACGGCAGACGAUCUCUGCGACUGCUUGAACUUGGACUGCGUCGGCUGUCAUUAUCCGUGCACCAAGUGCUCCUCCCCUAAGUGCGGUCAUGAAUGCAGGAACAAUCGCAAAUGGACCUACGAUACCAUCCACUGCGAAGGCACCGAUCCUGUGAUAAAGAAUCCACUGAUGAAGGAAUCUUAAGCAAAGACUGAGUUUUACUAUGAUGUUUACCGUUUGCGAUUUAAUUGUGAUCCGCAAGUUUUUGUACAUAGAGCGAGUUCUUAAGCGAUAUUGGACUCACUGUUAAUCUUCUUAUAAGGUCUGCUUUUAUAUACGUAAGAGACAAAAGUAAAUGUGAUUCUAUAAUAUAAUUGAAAGAAAGAAUAAUAUUUUUACUUAUCUUUAA
Messenger RNA from Dinoponera quadriceps, 847 nucleotides. RefSeq names its product ARL14 effector protein. The record is from RefSeq and is a predicted model, not a curated record. The coding region runs from base 1 to 642 and encodes 213 amino acids. Gene Ontology annotation, cellular component: intracellular membrane-bounded organelle. The transcript has 4 exons. Lineage: Eukaryota; Metazoa; Arthropoda; Insecta; Hymenoptera; Formicidae.